This is a messenger RNA of Rotaria socialis, 2247 nucleotides long. The record is from the annotation of a GenBank genome assembly. Lineage: Eukaryota; Metazoa; Rotifera; Eurotatoria; Philodinida; Philodinidae.
AUGUUCGCAGUUCCUGAAGUCGACGAUAAUACUGAUGUUUCAUCUUCAAUUGAAAAUACAAAACCAUCGAUUGAAUUUGAAAUGACUAAAGAAUCUACAUCAUCACCUGAGCCACUACUAACAUCUUCUGAACCAAUCUCUACAAAAGAGAAAGAAGAAAAAGUUUCAAUUAAACCAGAAGUUUCACCACUACAACCACCGCCGCCGCCGCCUUCACAAUCAGCAGCAGCUUCUCAACAACGUCGUUCUCGACUUAGUCUUUUUCAUCGAAAUACAAUUCAUGUUUGCGAUCAAAUCGUCGAUCGUGUCACAGCACAUCAACAGCAUCAUUCAGCACCACCAUUGCAUAAUCAACAAACAAAAAUAGGUUUAGAUGCCAUUCAUGAAAACGGCGAAUAUUUAUCAAAACACGAACAACAACAACAACAACAGCAGCAGCAACAACAACAACAACAACAACAACAAUAUUCAAUAAAUAAUCGUUUCCCUCGUUCAAGUACAGUUCCCUAUCCAGCCUAUGCAACAAUAAGAAGAAACGAUGGAAACUAUCUUCCCUCUUCACAUUGCUAUUAUAACGAUAAUGCAACAUUUGUUCACGGAAAUAUUUCACCUGCGCAAUUAAACACCUAUUAUAAUACUCGACAACCACUUUCAUUAAUUAAUACUAAUUUUCAACCAAUUUCACCUCAUCAUCCUUAUGCAAGUCGACCUGUUGACGUACUUAAACCAACUUUUUUAAUUGUACCAAAAGCAGCAGAACAAAAAUUAGCUGCUCAAUUAUCAGCAUCGAAUUCACCAGUAUUAACUACUAGUAGUAAAAAAGUACUUAUGACAAAAAAACAAGAUAUUAAAACUCAACAAAAUUCAGCAGCAACAACCAUUGGACAAUCACCAACACCUGUCCACAAUGUCGAAGUUCAAACAAAUAAUGAGUCAACAACAAAACCAACAAUGAUGAAUACAUCACAAAAACAUAUCGGUCUUCUUGCAACACCUAAUCCAUCACCGUAUGUUCAUUUUAUUAAUGUACCAUAUCCGAUGCAAUCAAUAGAAUCUUCACAAGAAGGCCCACCAGAAACAUCAAUAAUACAAGACGAAUUCGUUAAUUUAAAUGAUUAUAAUCAAUCGUCUAUUAGUAUUCAAUCGAUGCCAAAUGUAGCUCUGACGCAAGUCUCGCCUUAUCACUGGCAUGGCUCACCAAUUUUACGUUAUUAUUAUCCAUCUCAACAACCAAUUGAUGAACAGCAACAGCAGCAACAAGAACAGAUGAUAACCAGUGCUGAAUCAACUGGUGUACGAUCAGCAACAAUGCCACAAUUGGCAAAAACAGCAAAUUAUCAAAAUCGUAUUGAAACAGGAGAAGCAGAUGAAUCAAGUAUAGCAUCAUUUGAUUUUGCUCAUACAGAUCUUGUUGAUAUGCCAGGCUCAUGGCGAUAUCAAUCAGUACCUGUACGAACGGCAGUACGAAGACAUCGUGCACCAAUACCACAAUCAUUUUUUGACACACAACAAUACGUUAGCGAUUCUGAACAAGUUAUUCGUUCAUCUAGUUAUAUUCAGCCACAAUUAUUUGGUUCAAUACCAACAAUUAACAGACCAUUUGAUUCAAUUCAAAGUCAACAGCCUAUUCAAUUUGUUCCAUCCAUUCGUUUAAAUGAUAAAGAUAUAUUAAAAAUUGCUGCAUUCUAUAAAAGUAUAGGUACACUUGUCUAUGUUGCUCACAGUAUAGCUACAUUGUAUGCAUCGGAUUUUGAUGCGAUGGCUAAUUUAAAAGAUUGGAAAAAACUUUAUACAGGUGUACCGAUAUGGUUAUUUAAUACUGGCAUGAAUCCUAAACGAUUUCGUAGUAUUCGAUUAGUUAUCUCAGAGCUUGGGUCAAGUUUUACACUUUGGGAUACAAUUGUUAAUGGCGCAUCGGAUGUACGCUUACCAAAACCACGUCAUAUAACAUUAAAAUCACUUGAAACAGGUACAAUACUUGCAUUGAAAUUUGAGGAUACGAAUGCAACCGACGAAUUUCAUCAAUAUUUUGUUAAAUUAUCGUGUGAUCCACGUAAUAAGGAUUUAUUUGAUGUAUUUAAUGCAAAACGACGUCCAGCUGUUUUUAUUUUACGUAAAAAAAAAAUAAAAAAAUCAGCUAUUUCAAAACCAUCACAUUUCAAUCAUAUAACAAAAGUUGAUGAAAAUGAUAGAGAUUCAUUAUAUACAUAUUCGGUGCUCGUCGAUGAUCACAUUACUCUUUCUUAG